Messenger RNA from Panicum hallii, 2460 nucleotides. RefSeq names its product F-box protein At2g32560-like. Gene Ontology annotation, molecular function: protein binding. Bases 870 to 2141 code for a protein of 423 amino acids. The transcript is spliced from 5 exons. The record is from RefSeq and is a predicted model, not a curated record. Lineage: Eukaryota; Viridiplantae; Streptophyta; Magnoliopsida; Poales; Poaceae.
UUGGGGGUUAGCGGCGAGUGGUUGUCUCCGUUCACCCACCAACCACCUCACCUCACUCUUCCGCCCACCCUACAAAUGCCGUACAAACGCCUGGACCUUCUUCCUCUCGGUGACCCCGUUACCUCAGCCAGCCAGCCAGCCAGCCAGCCUCUCUGCCUCCCCGGUCUCUGCGCAUCGCGUUGGUGGUCUGUUACGUUAACCCACCACACCGGCCCUCCCCCUCGCUCGCCGUCCACCAAACGCAAAUCCACACCGCACCAACCGAAUCGGGGGACGGGGGGAGUAAACAAAGAGGCGGCAGGAUCUGAUCGGACGUGCCGCCGGCAUGUGUGCGUGGGCAAAGGCAGCAGCAGACGAGCUGGAGCUCCCUCCGGUCCAGUGGCAGUGAGCGGUGACACGCACGCGCGUCCAGCGCACUGCGUGUUCUUCCCGGCGUCCAGGUACGGAGGAUUACAGGAGCAGGACGAGCCGAGGUGCCAGGCCGUGGUGCUACCCUGCCCUCUGUGCGCGCCUUUUGGGUGGGGCUCCUCAAAAGCGGAGGGGGAAGCAAGGGCGGGGCAGCAUAUAGCAGCGCGGCACCGCGAGGAGCGCGGAGGCAGGAAUCAUUCCGCCUGCGAGUCUGCCGCCCGCGCCGCUGCCCCGGCUUUCCGGAGCCGGGCGGGCCCGCGCCGCGCGCGCCUAUCCUCUCCGGCCGGCAUCGUCCUCCCCCGCUGCCCGCGUCCGCGUCGUGCCAAUUUCAUUUGGGUGGCGCUGUCGUCGCACCACCAGCGCACCACCACCACCACCGCCAGCCAGCCAGCCGCCUUUGCUGAUUGGUACUGGCGGGGCGCUAGCCUCUCUCUCUCUCUCUCUGUUUUUUAAUUCCUGAGAUGCUUCCGCUGCUGCUUAUAUCCACGGUCCCGGCCUUCACGCUGCUCCUCGUCGCGCCCGCCACCAAGCCCUGCUGCAAGCUCGCGCGGGAGCUCGGCCUCCUCGUGCUGCUGCUCGCCACGGAGCUGCUGCGCCACGCCACCACCGCGGGGAGGAGGCUGCGGGGCCGGGGUCGGGAGCCGGAGCGCAGCGCGACGACGAUGCCCGCCACGCCCAGGCCGAGGCCGGCCGCAUUGGCGGCGCCGGGCGAGGCGGAGGCGGAGGCGACGCCCGCCGCGGCGGGGCUCCCGCUGCUCGACCUGCCGGAGCUCGCGCUGGACCGCGUGCUGGAGGAGCUCUCGCCGGCCUCGCUCGCCGCGAUGGCGUGCGUGUGCGCCGCUCUCAGGGACCGGUGCUCCGCCGACGCGCUGUGGGAGCGCCACCUCCGCGCCAAGUGGGGGCGCGUGCUGGGCGCCACCGCGCGGAAGGAGUGGGAGGCAGAGCUCGGAGCCAGGGUCUCCCGCGCGAGCGCGCCGCGGCCGCCCCGCCGCAGGAGCUGGGUGGACUCGCUGGCCUGCGCGUGGCCCUUCUCCUGGAUCGCCUGCCGCUGGCUCAAGGGGGAUGCCACCCCGGCACCGGCCGCCGUCGCCGCCGAGCCAGCGCCCGCGCCCGCACCCGCGGCGCCACCGACGAACACGGUGGCCGCGUGGUACCGCGCGCUCGAGUGCGGCGAGUUCUGGUUCCCCGCGCAGGUGUACAACCGCGAGCAGGACGGGCACGUCGGCUUCGUGCUCUCGUGCUACGACGCGCACCUCCGCUAUGACCGGCGAACCGACACCUUCACGGCGAGGUACCCGCCGCACGGCCGGAAGCCGGCCAAGGAGGAGGCCGGCGUGCAGUGGAGCAGGAUCCGAGCGCCGCCGGUGGGCACGCCGGCGCACGAGCUGCACGCGUCGGAGUGCCUGGAGGCGCUGCGCCCCGGCGACCACUUCGAGAUCCAGUGGCGCAAGAACAAGGACUUCCCAUACGGCUGGUGGUAUGGCGUCGUGGGUCACCAGGCGCCGUGCAACCCGAACGAGCAUCUGUGUCGCUGCCAUCAGGACGAUACGAUCGUCCUGGAGUUCCAGCACUACGCCCCCGGGUCGCGGUGGAGGCAGACCAGCGUGAGCAGGAAGGAUCACAGGGAGACGGGGGACGAGACCGACGGCUUCUACGGGGGCAUCAGGAAGCUGCAGACCAAGGACGAGAUCUCGACGUGGCGCCGGUUCUGGCCCGUGGACGUCCUCAACUGAUGGGGAUCGCAUUUGCAGCCAGCCUGCGCGUCCGCGUCCCGAAAUUCCCCCGUAUACAGUUAUGGAGAGCUUUCAGCGCUCGUCUGAAAUAACUCUGAACCUUUUUCUCGGGUCUGAAGGAUCUCUUUUUUUCCUAGAGAUUUAUGGUGCAGGACACUCAAUCCGAUCAAGAUUGUUAGAAGAAGGAUAGGCCACGAACCGUGUACAGAUUUAUCCAGUUUUCGACUUGCCUUUGUGCUGUCGCUGUAUCCUGGUUUCUAUGCAACAUAAUUCUUCAGAAAUACUAUGGGAAGGAUCGCCGUCCGCCCAUGUUUUUUAA